CGUGUGCUCUCUCGCUCUCAGUUCGUUGCACGAUCAACGGCGACGGCGUCGCUGCUGUUAAGUUAUUUAAAGCAUUUUACAUGCAACGUCAGUUGUAAAUGAGACGCCGCUUAAAUAAUUACAAACGGAUGAACUGUAAACUGAAUACAAAAUAACAAUAACCGUUACCGCUUAAACUACAAAUACACUUCGUUUCGCCCGCUUCAAUUCAAAAGUAAAUUGUUACGCUCUGUCGGCCGGAGCAGACGCUGUGUGAAUAAUGCGCGCCUUUGUUUAUUUCAAAAUAAAAACCAUAUUCGCCUUUCCAACCACAAAAAGAACGCAUUUUUGAAAGAGCGAAAAGAGUAGAAUUCGAUUUGUGUGUGUGCUUUUCAGAGAGUUGCCAAGCAAUAACAACAACAACAUCAACAUCAACCGAAUAAUAAUAACAACAAAAGCAUCACAAAGCUGGCAAUAUUAAUACAUCGUAGUCCAGAGCCCACAGUAUCCAGAUUCAGUGAUAACGUCAUCCGUCGCUUACCAGUAUUAUUAAAAAAAAAAAAAAAAAAACAACCACACAAAAAUAAUAAUAAAAAAAGUGCUCGAAUCUUUUUGUUUCAAAAUACGAAUAUCAAUUAUAAUAAUUGUAAUACAUUUGCUGCUGCUGCGGCUGUCGUCAAGGUUGUAACAGGAGCGCGGAGAGCUUUUUAUUUUUGCUAGCCGUUCGACCGAGGAGGAGCUGUCACUCGUCACACACACAUAUACGCACGCUUGUAUACUUAUACAACUAUACGUUUACAUACGAACAUAUUCCUCUUUCUGUUUGUUUGCUGUCGCCACGCUGCUGCUGUUGCCGCUGCUGCCGCUACUGCUGCUGCUGCCCGUCCGUUACAUUUUAGUCGCAGCCGCGUCAGCGACGCCGCGUGUUGUCGCCUCGUUUUCGCCGACCUCAAAACAAAACACACAAAACAACAAAAAAUAGCGCAAAAAAGACACAAAACUAAAAUAUAUACAAAACUCAAACUCACACACACACAAAGACUUAGCAACGAUUUSUGUUGUAUAACGCACGCGUGUGCAUUGAAUUUAAAGCAUCUUAAUAUUUUGCACGCAUUUCCUUUCGGACAACAUGAAGCGUCUGAUGACCUGGGAGCGCGAUCUGGUCGAUGCUAUGUACGAGUAUCGGCAGACGCGCUUUAGCUCGCGCCGCAUGCGAAAACGUGUCGUCUUCAAGCAUGGCGAAUGCAACGUGGUGCAAGGCAACGUGGCCAAGAGACGCCGCCGUUAUCUGCAGGACAUCUUCACCACCCUCGUGGACGCUCAGUGGCGCUGGACGCUGCUGGUGUUUGCGGCCAGUUUCGUCUUCUCUUGGGCGUUCUUCGGCGUGAUCUGGUGGAUCAUAGCGUUUGCCCACAACGAUCUGGAGUAUAUAUAUCUGCGCAAUACACAGCCGGAGCUGAUUGCCAAUAUGACGCACACGGUGUGCGUGACGGAGGUGAAGGGCAUGAUGACGGCCUUCCUGUACUCGGUGGAGACGCAAACGACCAUCGGCUAUGGCAAUCGCUAUGUGACCGAGGAGUGCCCGGAGGCCAUAUUCACGAUGUGCAUACAGUGCAUCACGGGCGUUUUCAUUCAGGCCUUCAUGGUGGGCAUUGUCUUUGCCAAGCUGUCGCGGCCCAAGAAGCGCGCCCAGACGCUGCUCUUCUCCAGGAAUGCGGUCAUCUGUCAUAGGGAUGGAACACCGUGCCUGAUGUUCCGUGUCGGUGAUAUGCGCAAGUCGCACAUCAUCGAGGCUCAUGUCCGUGCCCAGGUCAUACGCAAGAAAGUGACCAAGGAGGGCGAAGUGCUGCCCUUCUAUCAGCAGGAGCUGCAUGUGGGCGCCGAUGGGGGUGAGGACCGGCUGAUGUUCAUCUGGCCAACUACCAUUGUGCACAAGAUCGAUCGCAAUAGUCCGCUCUACAUGCUCUCCGCCUCGGAUAUGCUCAAGGAGCGCUUCGAGGUGGUCGUCAUGCUGGAGGGCGUCAUCGAGUCCACGGGCAUGACGACGCAGGCGCGCAGCAGCUAUUUACCCUCGGAGAUACUGUGGGGCCAUCGGUUCGUCAAUGUAGUGUCCUUUCGCAAGGAGACGGGCGAGUACGAGGUGGACUACACGCUCUUCAACAACACCUACGACGUGGACACGCCCCUGUGCAGUGCCAAGCAGCUGGACGAGGUCAAGUCGGAGUGCACGCGCAGUGCCAAAAGCGGCAUAGUGCCCUUUGGGGAUCGUACGCUCUCCACGGCCAGCAUGUUCCAGCGCAUUGCAUCGGCCGCGUCUGUGGAUCACCUCGAUCCGGCCAGCGAUGAGUCGUUGGACUCGGGCCGUUUGCAAAUACGCUCGCAUUCCAUACCGAACGGCGUCCUGCCUAGCGAACUGGAGCCACUGAACAACAACAACAACAACAAUCACCAUGGCCAUGGCAAGCACGGCGCAUCGUUCACCAUGGGCGGCCACAAUAUAUCCAUAACGACAACGGCGCCCAGCAUACCCAACCUAACAAGUAUUAAUGAGAGAACCAACUCCGGUAAUUCCAUAAACAGCAGCAACUACAGCAACAACAACAGUCUCAGUGCGUUGAAUACGAUAGCAGCUGCAACCGCUGCACCACCGGCUGGAGCUGCUGCUACUGGCAGCAACAGCAGUCGAGUCAAGCAAGCGAAUCCCCGACGACUGAGCAUCAAACAGGAUCAGCUGCCCAUCGAUUCCAUGUGCUGAUAUUCAACCCGAGCAAGCGGAGCGGACCCAAACUGAUGUUGUAUUCUAAGUGUAGGCUCCUAGAAAUCUAGUUAGAGUACAUAAUAUAAAUACAUACAUACAUACAUACAUAUAGAUUGAUAGAUAGAUGUAAGCAGAGCGCUCACUCAGAUGUAGCUCUGUUAGCUGUGAACUCCUAAAGAUCCCUAACAAGCGCAUACACACUCCCCCUCCCCGUCUAUACCAGCAGCAAGUCCUUACCGACGCAUCUGGUUUGUAUUUAAAAAGCAAACACAAAAAAACUUGAUGAUAAUUGAUGAUUUUAGUAUAUCUUUUUCCGUUAGUGUUAGUUUUAAAUGAAUUUACUAUAGAUAAGCUCAAAUUGAUAUUAUAACAAAUACCGAAAACGAUAUAAUGAAACCAAAAUGCUGCAACUUCCAUGUAGAAUCAUAUAAAGUCUUCAACUAUAUAAAGCUCAUGCAUGUGAAUGAAUGAAGAAAACAAAAUGAAAUGUAAUAUGAUUUAAAAAACCUUCCUUAAACGAUGAUUGUUCAAUAUCUCAAUUACCCAAUGUGUAAAUAUACCAAAUUAUAGCAGAAAUGAGCUUCAAUUGUUAUAAAUAAUGUGUGGACAAUAAAUGGAAUGAGCAUAUGU
Messenger RNA from Drosophila arizonae, 3367 nucleotides. It is a transcript of the gene Irk1, whose product is annotated as Inwardly rectifying potassium channel 1. NCBI's taxonomy places the organism in Eukaryota, Metazoa, Arthropoda, Insecta, Diptera, Drosophilidae. Gene Ontology annotation, molecular function: inward rectifier potassium channel activity. The record is from RefSeq and is a predicted model, not a curated record. Gene Ontology annotation, biological process: regulation of monoatomic ion transmembrane transport; potassium ion import across plasma membrane. Gene Ontology annotation, cellular component: plasma membrane.